This is a messenger RNA of Penicillium pulvis, 438 nucleotides long. RefSeq lists its product as uncharacterized. The record is from RefSeq and is a predicted model, not a curated record. The transcript has a single exon. NCBI's taxonomy places the organism in Eukaryota, Fungi, Ascomycota, Eurotiomycetes, Eurotiales, Aspergillaceae. The coding region runs from base 1 to 438 and encodes 145 amino acids. Gene Ontology annotation, molecular function: nucleic acid binding.
AUGCGCUUCGACAGCACGAUCACCGUAGACAUUUUUCAUAACAUCGCAUGGGUUGUCGGACUGGCGGAACGACUCGUGCAACAACUGAUUCACAUCUUGAGAACAUUGGCAGCAUCCCAGACAAACAUCAUCGUGGAAUGGGAUCAAUACAUGCCGAUGGCCAUGCAGGCCAUCAACUCACGAAAGUUACAAUCGCAUGGAUUCAGUCCCGCUCAGGUUCUUUUCGGGUUUCAACCUACGUACUUUGGCACUCCUGAGCUACAGAAGGAUAUUAUUGCCAAUGAUAUUAUCACCCAUCAAUUUGAAUCUGGACCAGUGAACUUGGAGACUCAAGUUGAUGUGGCUCAGGAACGGUUAGCCUUCACGAGAGAGAUGGUUCAACAACAAUUCUUGAUAACCAUUUUCCCGGUUAGAGAAUCAAGCAAGUUGUUUAUCUGA